UAGGUAUUAGAUCGAAGUGUUAUUAUUUUUAUUAUUUUUAGCAGUACGCCUACGUUUGUUUAGUAUUACAUAAUUAAUUAUAAUCGAUACUAUAACAAUACAUUGAAUACAAUUUUGGAAUAAGUUCAUCCGAGCGUAACAGACUUUUUAGAAGUGUGUGUACUGCAAUUUUUAAAUUGGGAAGAUCUUCUAAUAUAUUGAAUAUUUGAGAUGGACCAUAAUUCUUUGGAUGUAGAGGAAGCUGUUGUUUUAAAGCUGAGACCAUUGGUUUUAGUGAUCAAGCCCUGAAGUGGAAAUAUUGUCUUACAUGGUCUCCAUUUGUCCCCUUAUUACAUGAUCCUAUGCAGGGAUGCCUCACACGCUUACCUUAUUGUCUCCCCUGGCCAAGCGAGGUGGGAACUACUGUACAAUAAAGAGAAUCAGGAAUCACCUGAAAAGCCAUGGGUAUGAGUGCCAGCUGGAAGAUCCCAAACUUUUCAAAAGUAGACAUGAGAUGGAUGACAUUUUGAGCAGGGACAGUAUGGGCGUGUUGAUAGGCAUUCAUGCCUACAGGACAGGAGCUUACAUGAAAGAUAGCAAUUUGCCAUAUAUUGUAAUAUUAGGAGGUACAGACAUCAAUGAGUUUAGCAAAGACCCAGAGGCCAUGACAGUUAUGACAGAGGUGGUGAUGAAAGCCAAGUUUGUAGUUUGCUUCAGCACAACAAUUAGGAGCAAAGCUUUAUCACUGUGGCCCAAUGUCUGCCAUGCUAGACUAGUUCUUAUCCCUCAAGCUGUUCACACAAGCAUGUCCAGCUUUAACCUGAUCACGUACCUCAGCAGUCGUCCUGAGGUGGGUUGUCUACAGAGCUCAUCACAACAGAAGCCAGUUAUAUUUGUUUUCAUUGGUGGGAUUAGGCCUGUCAAGAACCCUAUAUAUUUAGUCUCCACAUUUCAAGAAUGGCAUGCCAGGGAUAAAAGAAUCAUUCUGUUGAUAGUUGGACCAAAGUUAGACGAACAAUAUUGUACAAAAGUGUUUGAACCUGCGAUAAGCAAGCAUCCAGGUAUUGUGUACAUUCCAGGUCUUCCAAUGGAAGACACGCAUGCAGUCAUGUCGCAGUCGUUUGCCCUUGUCAACUCUUCAGACAGUGAGGGAAUGUGUCUGGCCAUCCUGGAGGCUAUGCAGAUUGGGAUUCCUGUGUUUGCUAGGAACAUUCCUGGAAACAGGGCUAUUAUAGAGGACAAUGUGACAGGAUUUCUGUUUGAUUCACCCCAGACCUUCCUUCAAAAAGCUGAGAGCAUUGUCGAAAAUGUGGACCGGAGUUUGAAUGUAACGAAACAAGCCAAAGAGUACAUCCUGCAGCAUCACAACCUGGAGUCUGAGAGGAAAGCCUACACUGACCUUUUGGAACAGUGCAUCACAGAGAUUGAAGCUGACAACACGGAAAUCCCCAAACUAGCCAUGUCCGUGACUAUCAAUGAAGAAUACCUAGCCACACAUACGAUAACCCAAGAUUCCUAACAUUUUUUGUAAGUUCACAUGUUUGUACAUUUUUUGUUGUUGAUAGUAUGUCUGAUCAAAACCAAAAUGCUAAUCUCAUAUUUUCGACUGCUACCGUGAAGCUCAAAAGUAUUGUAAUAAAUAUUCUAUUAUAAUUAUAUAUCUGUAUCAAAACUGUCUCUAUUAUUUUCAUAAUAAUUAAAAUCUCUAUUAUUAUAAAUUAUUCAUAAUAAUUAAUUAAGAUUUUUCUAGCAAGUCAUAAGAAUAGUUUACAUUUUAAAAGAGAUUUUUUUUUGAAGAACAUAAACAUUCAAAGUUAUAGUUUUUUGAGAUAAUCCCAGUUAUAUCCAGAGGAAAGCUUUUGGUUACUUCUAAUUAUUUAUUCAGUUAUCACAGAUUAGAUUAUUCAAUCUAAAGCCUAAAAAAAUUUCUUCCCCAAAUUGUUAAAAAAAAAAACAAUUAUUUUUAAAAAAAAUCACACUUUUCUUGCAAUCGUAUUUAAAAGUUAUUCUACACUAAACCUGUGACUGUAAGUUCAUCUCUUUAAUUGUUUUUACUAUUGAAAUUAUCAUUGAUAAUGAAGACUUAACUAUUGAAUGAUACGAGAUCGAAAUGUUGUGGAGAAUCACAUAAAAUUAACCUUUAUUGCUUAUCAAAACAAAAUGCUAAUUCAAAAUUUUUACUUCAGUGAUACAGUCUGUGUUCUUAUGUUGAUCUAUAAUUUAUAAAUUUUUAAAAUCAAAACUGUCUCUAUGCUAGCUUACCCUCUUUCUGAUGCUUGCUGUGAUAAUGUUUUUAAAAGUAAAUUUUUUUUAACUCGAUCUGAAGUUUACAUGUACUACAUAAAUUCAAUAAUGUAUUUUUGCCAUGCUUUCUUAGAUUUUCUUAUAACAAAUUAUUUUUGGAUUGCAAUAGUGUAAUUUUUUUUCUCUAAAGUAAAGGAGGAGUAAGAAACUUGCUAAUACUUUCUUCUAGAUCAAUGGUUCUUAACCUGUAUUUGAUCGAACCCCAGGGGUUUAGUGAGUCAGUCUCAGGGGUUCGUUGACGGUCAAGACUCUCACCCAACUAAUAUGAUUCAUGUUCAGAUUUUGUUUAUUAUUAAUAUUGAGAACAAGGGGUUUUGUGAAUGCGCAAAUAAAAAUGGUGGGGUUUGGUACCUCCAAAAAGGUUAAGAACCACUGUAAAUUAAACUUGUAUCCAUUACUGUCAAGGACUUUUGUUAUGCCAUAAUUCUAAAAAAAUUUCCUGACUGGCAUUUUUUAAAAUGUAAAACUUAUUUAGCUUGAAAUUUGAUACAUGGGGAGAGAUAAAUCUGUGGUGAAGUGCAAGUAAGUUGGUGUAUAAUUAAAUUUGUUCUGUUCAUCAAAACAUGUAAGGCAGGUAAAUUAAUUAGGAUUUUGAUUUUGUUUUAAGAAUACAUCAAAUCAAAUACAUGUUUUACUUCAAUCAAAGUGUAAUUGUUUUUGAUAUAACUAAUUAUCUCUAUAAAAAAGCACCUUUGAGAGAUUAAAAUUCAGUUUUACAAAUGAAUAUAGUAUGUAGAAAAUGAUUGAAAGUAUUUAAGUUAGCUUAGCUGUUUUGGCUUCAUAUGUAAAUAAGUCUAUCAUUAAAACUUUAAAAAAAUACUAUGUGUAUUAAAAAGUCAAAAUUAUUAUUUUGAAAAAUCUAUUUUAAUUAAUUAAUUUUUUUUUUGGUUUUAGUGUAACCUCAAUGAAGAUGUACAAUUCUAUUCUUGUUAUACAUAAUAUUUUUGGUUUGUAUACACUAUAUUUUCACAAACAUUAGUAUCAAGGAACUUCAGAGUACCAAUAUUAUAGAAAAAAAUGUGAUAGAAUCAAAUCUUCCAUUCAUUUUAAUUUUCACAUGCUACUGUGGAUAUUCUUUCAGCUGCUGCAUUCAUUAAAUAUUUUUCCAAAUGGGCCUUAAUUAUUAAAAGACGCCAUGCACUUUUUGACAAUUUUUACCUCCAUCCUCUGUUCUUACAUGGCAACACAAACAGCAAAACACCACUCCUGACCCCUAUGACAUCAGAUAAUAACAUAAAUGAUCAGAAUAUGUUUACCUUUUCACCGAAAUUUAAGAAUAUGGUUGUUUCUCAAUAGCACAUAAGUCUGUUACACUAAAUCUGUAAGGUCACAUUUUCAAAUUGAUCAUACUUGGCCAAAAAAAUAUACACACUAAUCAGCUAUACAUUAAUUCAACUAAUUUUUAAAAACUACCAGUUAGAGUAGCACGUUAAAGUUCUUUCUACAUUUUUGGACUGAAUGUAGGAUUUAGCUUGUUACACAAAUGCUACUAUAUAUAAUAAAUGAUGUCAUUGUUGAGCCAAUGUAGAUCCACAGCAUUAUACUUUAACUGGGUUAUUUUUUGUGUUUUUACAGAAUCAACAUAUCUUAAUUACAGCUAAAUAACUUUUGCAGUCAGUUAUAUUGACAAGAUGAUAAUGGACAGUUAUUAGCUAGUAAUAUUUUGAGAGUUGUAAAAUUAUUUUAAAAUCAAACUUCAUAUUUAAAAUCAGUCACUUUACCCUGGUUUUCUGCAGUAUGAUUAUAAUGUCUCUGUUGAUCACUGACUGUUGUAAUGGAUGUUUUUGUUGAAAUUCUAAACAUGACACAAGAUGAUGAUGGGCAGUUAUUGGCUAGUGAUAAACAGUGGCCAUUUAGACCAGGGGUCUCCAAACUUUUAUCCCGAGGGCCGCAUUAACUAUCAAAUUGCAGUUCAGGGGCAGAUAACACACUCUAGGUCCAAAUAAAAAAGAAUCAAACAUGGAUGUUGUUUUUAAUUAUUUUUUAAAUAUUAUUUCAUUCAUGUGUUAUUUAAUUAAAUAACACAUUGAUAUUAGUAAAAACAUAACGUCCAAGUAAGCGACAGCUGAUUUUGGCAGGAUACACUUUUUUUUUUAUAUAAUGUUAUAAGAGUGGUGACCGAAAAAUAGAGAAACACCUUAUGUUUAAAAUCAGACCCCUGAUUUAGACCAUUGCAAAUUUGGAAAUUUUUUUGUCAUAUAAUGUUAUUAGAGUGAUGACUAAUAAAUAGAGAAACGGCGUAUAUUUAAAAUCAGUCGCUUCAUUUUGUUUAUCUAGAGUAUGGUCAUAAAGCCUCUGAUGAUGCUUAUAUUUAUUGUAAUAGAUGUAUGUUUAUAUUUAAAUUCUUAACAUGACAUAUGACAUGAAAUGCUAACCAUAACCAUUCCAUGGUUAUUUACAAGUUAAGCUUAUGACAAAAAUAUGAAAUGAUCUUAUAUUUAUUGUUUUCUAACGAUACCACCUUGAGCAAAAAAAUCUCAUUUUUUUUAAAGCACUAGAUAUAGAUAAGAUCUCAGUGAAUAAGUGGUUAAAAAUAUUUUUAAUGGAUGCAUGUUUAUUUUUUUGUGCAUCUUUGUGUAUUAAAAAUAUUUUCCUUAUUGUAAAUAUGAAUUAAUUUUAGAAUGUUCAAUAUUGCUUAGAUUUUUAUUAACAAAAAAGUGUAUUAUAUUUAUAUGUAAUUUAUUUAUAGAAACCAUUGUUUUCAUUUUAGUAGGUGCCAUUAUGAGAUCAUGAAUUGUCUCCCUGUAUCUUACAAUCUAUACUUUAAAUGUACUUAUAAAUGUUAUUAUCUUGCUUGGUGGAAGUUGUUGGUUUCUCAUGGGAUGGGAACACAAACAUGACUGUCUAUACUCAUUUCAACUCUAUUGAGAUGUGAGAGUAAAAGAA
This is a messenger RNA of Physella acuta, 5169 nucleotides long. RefSeq names its product glycosyltransferase 1 domain-containing protein 1-like. Gene Ontology annotation, molecular function: glycosyltransferase activity. The record is from RefSeq and is a predicted model, not a curated record. Lineage: Eukaryota; Metazoa; Mollusca; Gastropoda; Physidae.